CAAAAAUCUUAUUGGAGUUAUUCAUAUACAGACAGUUUGCUCAAGGACUGCUACCAGAAAGUCCCUCUCUAUAUAAAGUCCUCUGAGAAGAUCAUCUUCCUACAGACUGCCUCCUUACUGGAAGCCUUGUACUUCUGCAAGAAUGAAAACCUUCUUGGCCUGCCUUUUCAUUCUUGCCAUCUGUGUGACAUUAUCUAAUGCAUAUUGCUUCAUGGAACCACUGACGGCAGGGAAGCCUGGUGAAGAGAUUCUAGGCUGCAUUGACCCCAAGGGAAAGAUACGUCAAUUUGGCUCCCAGUGGAGGACCGAGAACUGCCUGGACUGCUCUUGUGGAGAGGAUGGAACGAGAUGCUGUAGCAGCUAUGCAACACCAGUUGAUUUUGAUGGAGAGAAAUGCGAGCGUAUUUUCCAUAAGCAGACCUGCAGUUACCAAGUAGUUGAGAAAGCUGAUCACACAAAAGAAUGCCCGGUCUCUGCAUGGGUGGGCUAA
Molecule: messenger RNA, 490 nt
Organism: Tinamus guttatus (white-throated tinamou)
Lineage: Eukaryota; Metazoa; Chordata; Aves; Tinamiformes; Tinamidae
Product: beta-microseminoprotein
Source: RefSeq, a predicted model, not a curated record